GGCAGGCUACAGUGGGCGGGGUUAUUAUUCAGCCUACCGUGGUCACCUGAAGAUGUCUGACAAUGCGGAAUCUCCACCAGAAACGCCGAAAGAUGAAGCACAACCAGCUGCUAACGAUGCUGCGACCAACGACGAGAAGAAAAAAAUUGACGUCCUGUUGAAAGCAGUGGGAGACACUCCGAUAAUGAAAACAAAGAAAUGGUCCGUUGACAGAGGAAGAACAGUUCAGUCUCUUUCACAAUUUAUUGCCCGUUUCCUCAAGUUUGAUGCCAAUGAACAGCUGUUCAUUUAUGUUAACCAAUCAUUUGCACCAUCGCCAGAUCAGGAAGUAGGAAUCCUUUUCGAUUGUUUUGGAAGUGAUGGAAAGCUGGUUCUUAAUUAUUGUAAAUCUCAAGCCUGGGGAUAGCAGUUUUCUUUUCUGUUUUUCUUUUUUUUCUUAAAUAACACUGUGUUCUUUAUAAUUUGCUUUUUUGACAAACCCUCAUUACAUUUUUAU
Periophthalmus magnuspinnatus is the source of this 496-nucleotide messenger RNA. RefSeq names its product ATG12 autophagy related 12 homolog (S. cerevisiae) (gene atg12). NCBI's taxonomy places the organism in Eukaryota, Metazoa, Chordata, Actinopteri, Gobiiformes, Gobiidae. Gene Ontology annotation, cellular component: Atg12-Atg5-Atg16 complex; phagophore assembly site membrane; cytoplasm. Gene Ontology annotation, biological process: autophagosome assembly; nucleophagy; autophagy of mitochondrion. The record is from RefSeq and is a predicted model, not a curated record. The transcript is spliced from 4 exons. The coding region runs from base 53 to 406 and encodes 117 amino acids.